GGGACUCGGCUGUCAUGGCUCCGAACCUAAACAGAGAGCAAUGAAUAACGACACAGUUAGUUGUAGCUUUGAGCCAAAAUAACUUCAGCUACAUUGUACCUGUAAUUUUCAGCCGGAAAAACAAGUGCCAGGGGAAAACAUGUCCGGUGUAAACAAAGCCAUUGAGUUACAGCUUCAGCUGCGGCACAAUGCGGAGGAUCUGCACAGCUUCAUGGCGGACAUGGAGAGCUGGGAGACGGAUAUCAAGAAGAAGGAUGCGGAGCUGAGGACGGGAGUACCUCAGGAGGCCCAGAAGAAUCUCCCCCCUGUGCGCAACAAAGACUACAAAACAAAGAUGAGGGAAAGGAAGAAGAAGAAGAAGAAGAAGGAGCCUACGGGCAGCGACGACUCAACGGCGGAGGAGGCCAAAGAAGCAUCAAGGAUAAAAGCAUACGACUAUAAAUCAUGGGACAAGUUUGAUGUGGACAAAGCUCUGUCGGAGAUGGAUAAGGAGGAAAGUCCUGCAGAGUCAAAUGAGUCGAACUCUGAGGAAGCGCCAGCUGAUCAAGAGACGGCUCUUUCUGAGAGAAAAAAGGGCAACGUGUUUUUCAAAGAGGAGAAGUACGACGAUGCUGUGGAGUGUUACACCAGAGGGAUGUCUGCAGACCCUUACAACCCUGUGCUUCCCACAAACCGAGCCACCUCCUUCUUCAGACUCAAAAAGUAUGCUGUGGCAGAGUCUGACUGCAACUUGGCAAUAGCUCUGGACAGCAACUACUUUAAAGCGUAUGCACGGAGAGGAGCGGCACGGUUUGCGCUGAAGAAAUACGAAUCUGCAUUAGAAGAUUAUGAGACGGUUCUCAAGCUUGACCCCGGGAAUGUGGAGGCACAGAACGAAGUGGGAAAAAUCACAGAGACUAUCGGUCAUCGAGCACCGGCCGCCCCAAGUGGAGCCACACAGCCACAGGAGGCUCCCACAGCGAACCCUGAGCAGCAGAGACUGGUGGAGGAGCAGCAGAGACGACAGGAGGCGGCUGUACAAAAAGACAGAGGGAACGCCUAUUUCAAAGAGGGGAAGUAUGAAGCGGCUGUCGAGUGCUACAGCAGAGGCAUGGAGGCGGACAGCAUGAACGUCCUGCUGCCCGCCAACAGAGCCAUGGCCUUCCUCAAGCUGGAGAAGUAUGAGGACGCAGAGGAGGACUGCACCAAAGCCAUUACUCUGGACAGCACUUACUCCAAGGCUUUCGCCCGCCGUGCCACCGCCAGAGUGGCUUUAGGGAAACUGGAGGAGGCCAAACAAGAUUUUCAAGAGGUGUUAAAACUGGAACCAGGGAACAAGCAGGCCCUGAAUGAGCUCCAGAAACUCCAGAUUAACGUGGCACCUAGCGGCCUUCUCCAGACACCAGACGGCACACAGAGGAGAGCCGUUCAGCCGGUAGACAAACCAACACAUCUGCGGUCAACAAAACCCCUGAGGAGGAUCGAUAUCGAGGAAGUGAGCGGCGAGGUGACCGCGUCUGAGGUGGAGUCCGGUGGGUCCAAGUUCUUCAUCCAGGAGGCUCCGCGGGAGGCCGAGGAUGAAUCCUCUCCGCUGUCGACGUCACCGAGCGCCAAGAUGAUCAAGAUUGAGGAGAUGGCAGAAGUCCCCUCGCACACAUCUAACCAAGUCCCUGCGAGCAGGCUGACCAAACAGCCAGCGCAGAGGGAAAUCGCUUCCCCGGCUGAACCGCCAGCGAGCCCCUCCUCCACAGUAGCGGAGCUGCCCCCCCCACCCGCCAACAGCUUCCAGCUGGAGGCCGACCUCCGCAAGGUCGGACACCAGCCCGAAGUGAUUUACAGAUAUCUGAGGCAAAUCAAACCCGAGGCGUUCGCAAACAUCUUCCGCAACUCCCUCGAACCGGACGUUCUCAAUCAGCUCCUGGGGACACUGCAUGGUUUCUAUAUCAAGAACGAAGCCCCGGCCGUCACGCUGGGGGUCCUCAGGAGCCUGGCGAGUGUGAGGCGCUUCGACAUGGCUGUCAUGUUCCUGUCGUCCUCGGAGAAGAAAGUGCUUAAGGAACUGUUUGACUUCCUUCACCAAGCGGCGCCGGAGGGAUCGUCAGUCGCGGCCUUGCAGAAGAAGUACGGCGUGUGACGCCGAGAGCGCGAUAGUCUUUUUAAACCUGCAGUACUCCAUUAUUUUCAAAGCCGAAGGAACAAUGUAGGUGUAUUCUACUACUGAAUAAACUUAGCGUGAACUUUCAUUCAGUUGCACUGCUGUGUUACGGCCCUGUCGAAAUACGAUGUUAUCGACUUCCUGUCUUCAGAAAACUUAUUUGAUCUAGUCUUAGUCAGAAAUUCACAAAUUGUUGAUCUUAGUUUUGACCUUUUGUGCAUUAUAAAAUUGUUAAAGGCAGAGAUCUCCGGUGUAGAAUCCUGUUCCAUAAUUCAAAAACUGUCAUUAUACUUGAAAUAAUCUGUCGAUGUUCAACCAUUUAUUUCACAACUGUUUUCAUAAAUGUAUCAGCAUGCAAACCUGAAAGAAAAGGGAUGUUCCCUGGACACGAAGUGGGAAUUUCCAACUUCCCAAUACUUUUCUGAAUGCAGCGCAAGUCUGGAUUGGUCCGGCUCUGUUUGACUGUCGACUAGAAGUCUCUUUGCAGAAGCUCAACAACAAUUAAAGGUGUAUUUUGUAAUGUG
Molecule: messenger RNA, 2658 nt
Organism: Cyclopterus lumpus (lumpfish)
Lineage: Eukaryota; Metazoa; Chordata; Actinopteri; Perciformes; Cyclopteridae
Gene: rpap3
Product: RNA polymerase II associated protein 3
Exons: 17
Coding region: 140-2113 (657 amino acids)
Molecular function (GO): protein binding
Source: RefSeq, a predicted model, not a curated record